Messenger RNA from Pogona vitticeps (central bearded dragon), 1939 nucleotides. RefSeq names its product voltage dependent anion channel 1 (gene VDAC1). Gene Ontology annotation, cellular component: mitochondrial outer membrane. Gene Ontology annotation, biological process: monoatomic anion transmembrane transport. NCBI's taxonomy places the organism in Eukaryota, Metazoa, Chordata, Lepidosauria, Squamata, Agamidae. The record is from RefSeq and is a predicted model, not a curated record. Gene Ontology annotation, molecular function: voltage-gated monoatomic anion channel activity.
ACGGUGGUGCAGUCACGUCCCUCUCGCUGUCCCUGUGCCCGGCGGGGAGGGUCCGUCUGUGGCGGUGCCAGACCGUGCCGGCCUUCGUAGGGCGCUCCCGGUCUCGCUCGCUCGCUCUCCCCCUUUCGCUAUGUUGGCCUCGGCGCCGGAAAGAUCCGCCUCGUUCCAUCCCUCCUCCUCUGCCGUCGCCGCCUCUGCCUCGCCAGCUGCCACUCAUCAGAAGCCUUGCUGCAGCCACGGCAAAGACCACGACAGCGGCACGAAAAUGGCAGUUCCCCCUGCUUAUGCUGAUUUAGGAAAAUCUGCCCGGGACAUCUUCACCAAAGGAUAUGGAUUUGGCUUAAUAAAGUUGGACUUGAAAACAAAAUCUGAAAAUGGACUGGAAUUUACAAGCUCAGGCUCAGCAAAUACAGAAACAAGCAAAGUUACUGGAAGUUUGGAAACUAAAUACAGAUGGACAGAAUAUGGUUUGACAUUCAUAGAAAAGUGGAACACUGAUAACACACUAGGCACAGAGAUAACUGUAGAAGAUCAGCUUGCACAUGGGCUGAAGUUGACCUUUGACUCUUCGUUCUCUCCUAACACUGGAAAGAAAAGUGCUAAAGUCAAGUCUGGAUACAAGCGAGAACAUAUCAACUUGGCCUGUGACAUGGAUUUUGAUAUUGCGGGUCCUUCAGUACGUGGUGCCUUUGUCUUUGGCUAUGAAGGUUGGCUGGCAGGUUACCAAAUGACUUUUGAGACAGCUAAAUCCAGAAUAACUCAGAGCAACUUUGCUGUUGGUUAUAAGACGGAUGAGUUCCAGCUUCACACCAAUGUGAAUGAUGGUACAGAAUUUGGAGGUUCCAUUUACCAGAAAGUGAAUGAUAAAUUGGAGACAGCUGUCAAUCUUGCUUGGACAGCUGGAAAUAGCAACACUCGCUUUGGAAUAGCAGCCAAAUAUCAGCUUGACCCAGAUGCAUCUUUCUCUGCUAAAGUGAAUAAUUCCAGUUUGAUUGGUUUAGGAUAUACUCAAACUCUGAAGCCAGGUAUCAAACUGACACUGUCAGCUUUGUUGGAUGGAAAGAAUGUCAAUGCAGGUGGCCACAAACUAGGUCUAGGACUGGAAUUUGAAGCAUAAAAAAAGGGAUUGUACCAUCACUUAAUUUUGAAGUAACUUACAGCAUAGCUACCUUCUGACUUUAGUGUACUUUUCAAUGUUUUAUGUCUGGGAUGCAAUUAUUGCUGUGUGUCAGUCAUGUUGAACAUGGUUAAGGAAGGCUACGUUUCAAAGUAUGUAUUUUCAGAGAAAAAUGAGAAUCAUGUUUCUGGUUCCAGGUCUCUGGAGAGUGUUGCUUGAAAAAACUCCAUACUUGCAACAAUUAUAUGAAGGCCUGAUUCUGUCUUAAACAUUCUCUUACAAAAAUGGCUGCUAUAAUGGAAUACACUUUUGAUGUUUAUGCUACAGGAAAACCAAUCCAUCAUAAUGCUCAGGAAACACAAAUUCCUGUCCUUGAAUGAAUUGGGCUUUCAUUCUAUGAUGGAGGGUUAAAAUCUGUGUGAUAAGAGGCUGCCUAGGCAGAGGCGUUAUACAUGUUUUAAGUCUCAGUUCUCUCUCCCAUACCCACAGCUCUCUGUUUUCACCAACAGCUUGUCUUUGGAGUGCUUUAGAGUGUUCACUUUGUUUAACCUUGGCAUAUAGAGAGUUUUUGGUGUGAUUCGGCCAACACUGCAUACAAUUCACAUCCUGUAUUGUGGUUCCUUUCCCUUGCACUACUUUUGGAAGAGCUUGUACGACACAGCCGUGAGCAAGGAAAAGCCUCUGUAACUGUAAUUACCUAGUGGCAUUGCAUUAAACAAAACGGACCUUGUUUUAUCCUCUCUUCUUUUUUUAUUUUAGCAGUUUUAAUGGGUACGUCUUCAGUCUUCCAUUUUUGUGUGUGGAACUAGACCCCCAAAUGCU